ACCCGCCAUUUCUCCACCGCGUCUCCUGAAACUCGUGGAACAAUUUGGAGGGCAAAUCCGUCAAUUACCUUUUUCAACGAAAUUUCUUGGGCUAUGCAAUGAAUGCAAAAAAAUUCAGAUAAACAUUCAGCACUGUUUUUUUUGGCCGAUCAAUUUAUCAUAUCUCUCUCUCUCUUCUUCUCUCUCUAGGGUUCGAGGACCCUUCCCGUCAAUGGAGAACAACGGCCAAGCAGCUGCUAGUGGUCCUCCUCCAAAGCCAUGGGAAAGAGCAGGGUCUUCUUCUGGACCUGCACCGUUUAGGCCACCCUCUGCUGGAAAUACGAGCGAAGUCGUAGAAGCUUCUGGGACGGCUCAACCUGGUGAAGUUGUUUCGACUACCAAUACAAAUGUUAAUAGAAAUACAGUUAAUUCAGUUGGCCGACCCGUCCCUGCCAGGCCUUGGGAGCAACAACAGACAUAUGGGAGCACUUAUGGAGGUUAUGGUACAGGUGUAAACUAUAAUUCUGGAUAUGGAAGUGGGAUGUACGGUUCUUCAUAUGGGGGACUUGGAGGGGGUGUUGGUGGUGGCAUGUAUGGGAAUAGCAUGUAUAGAGGGGGUUACAGCGGACUUUAUGGGGGUAGUAGCAUGUAUGGCGGAGGAAUGUAUGGUGGUGGUCUGGGUGGUGGUUUAGGGGGUUUGGGAGGUGGUUUGGGAGGUCCCAUGGGGGGCUAUGGAAUGGGCAUGGGAGGGCCUUAUGGUGAACAGGAUCCUAACAAUCCUUAUGGACCACCUUCUCAGCCACCUGGUUUUUGGAUUUCGCUAAUGCGAGUGAUGCAAGGAGUGGUUAAUUUCUUUGGGAGGGUGGCAAUCUUGAUCGACCAGAAUACUCAGGCUUUCCAUAUGUUCAUGUCUGCCCUUCUUCAGCUAUUUGAUAGGUCUGGAAUGCUGUAUGGAGAGCUUGCUAGAUUUGUUCUUAGAAUAUUGGGAGUUCGAACAAAACCCAAGGGAGUUCAUCCACCUGGCGCUGAAGGUCUACCCGGGCCUCAGAAUAUGCCAGGAAAUCAGAACUACGUCGGGGGCCCCAAGGCUGCUCCAAGUGGUGGUUGGGAUAGUGUAUGGGGUGAUGCUAGGUAAUGCACCUAUAUAUAUGAGUUUCUUCGUUGUAGUCGAGCAUUCAAGACGAGUAUUGGUUCUAAAUCUGCACUGAAGAUUGAAUGCAGAAGAAAGAGGACCAGCAAAAUUGCCAUCUCCUUGUAAUAAA
Molecule: messenger RNA, 1241 nt
Organism: Salvia miltiorrhiza (redroot sage)
Lineage: Eukaryota; Viridiplantae; Streptophyta; Magnoliopsida; Lamiales; Lamiaceae
Product: peroxisomal membrane protein 13
Exons: 5
Coding region: 212-1114 (300 amino acids)
Biological process (GO): protein import into peroxisome matrix, docking
Cellular component (GO): peroxisomal importomer complex; peroxisomal membrane; peroxisome
Source: RefSeq, a predicted model, not a curated record